Penicillium malachiteum is the source of this 828-nucleotide messenger RNA. Its product is annotated as putative HAD superfamily hydrolase. Bases 1 to 828 code for a protein of 275 amino acids. Lineage: Eukaryota; Fungi; Ascomycota; Eurotiomycetes; Eurotiales; Aspergillaceae. Gene Ontology annotation, molecular function: phosphatase activity. The record is from RefSeq and is a predicted model, not a curated record. The transcript has 2 exons.
AUGGCGCGCCCCGAAGUAGCCCUUCCGGCAAUCCGUGCCUGCAUUUUUGAUCUAGAUGGGCUUCUCAUCAAUUCUGAAGACAUGAUUACUCUGGCCACAAACCAACUCCUUGAAAAGUACGGAAGGCCAGCUUUCACUCCGUCAAUUCGAGCCCAGCUUAUGGGUGUUCCGGACUCCACAAACAGCGACAUAUUCCAUAACUGGGCGAAAUUGCCCAUUCCCCGUGAGCAAUUUGCCCGUGAAUUGAAGGACCUGAUGGGAAGAAAUUUCCAAAACUGUACACCACUACCUGGUGCGGAGGCUAUUUUGUUGAACCUUAGUCGUGGAAGUAAUCCUUCUGGGGACAGGAUUCAGCUGGCGCUGGCAUCCAGCACCAAAAGCCAAAGCUACAAGAUGAAAAUGUCAAGAUCAGAAACAAAACAGCUAUUAAGCUUCUUUCAACCUGAUAGACGGAUCCUAGGUGAUGACUCACGGGUCCGACAGGGUCGAGGCAAGCCGGAGCCUGACAUUUAUUUAAUCGCACUACAGUCACUGAAUUCAUACUCAGAUGACGAUCUCAUUUUGCCAAGCGAAUGCUUGGUAUUCGAGGAUAGCGUGGCUGGAGUAGUGGCUGGAAGACGGGCUGGGAUGAGGGUUGUUUGGGUACCCCAUCCAGAUAUGGUAGCCGAGUAUCGGGCUAGUCAGAAGGAUGUCUUAGCCGGAAAGACCGGAAAGUUUGAAAGAGGAGAUGACUGGCAAGUAGGAGAGGUUGAUGACGGCUGGGCUGAAGCCAUAUCAAGUCUGGAAGAUUUCAGCUAUGAGAAGUACGGUAUCGAUGUGCAACCUUGA